AAGGCGGGAAUCUCUCUCUUCUUUACUCAUCUGACUGACUACUCUCAUUCAAGCUCCAUUAAUGGCGGUCCAACUUAAGCGCACUUUCCGCUAUCAAUAAUAUUCAAAUUCAUUACUCUAAUCCUCGUCUUAUCUAUUGUUUAAGUUAGGUGAAGAUCCAUACAUUGUUUCCUUCUGUUUCGGCGCGCAAGAUAGCUUAUACAAAUUUGAAUUGUCCGAUUGAUCAUUUUCAAAGAGCAGGUGUAUAAUGUUGGUGAAGUUUGGACCAGACUAAGAAUGAGCACCGAAUACAGUUGCACCAGUUUUAGCCGAUUAUCCUUCGACGCCGUCGAUUUACCGUCAUUGAAAGAUCAAAAGUCGCCGGAGAAUCUCUCUCUGAAGCCACACAGAUCCUCCGAUUCGUCGUGGCAGGCGAUUCGAUCGGCGCUUUUCCGGCGUAAAGUAUCCGGACUUAGCUUCCGUGAUUUCCGACUAGUACAACAGAUCGGAAGCGGCGACAUCGGUAGAGUUUAUCUCUGUAACCUCCAUGGCCACGACGAUAAUAGCUUCUACGCGAUGAAGAUCGUCGAUAGACAGAUCCUUGCCGCCAAGAAGAAACUUCAUAGAGCUGAGAUGGAACGGAAGAUCCUCAAGAUGCUCGAUCAUCCUUUCCUCCCUACUCUUUACGCCGAAUUCGAAGCUUCAAAUUUCUCAUGCGUCGUCAUGGAGUAUUGCUCCGGCGGCGAUUUACAUUCCCUAAGACACAAACAGCCUCAGAAACGCUUCCCGUUAAGCUCCGCAAGGUUUUACGCAGCAGAAGUUCUCGUGGCUCUAGAAUACCUUCAUAUGCUGGGAAUAAUCUACAGAGAUUUAAAGCCGGAGAAUGUAUUAGUCAGAUCAGACGGCCACAUAAUGUUAUCCGAUUUCGAUCUCUCACUCUGUUCAGACACAAUCGCCGCCGUUGAAUCCCCUGAACUCUCCCCGCCGGACCAACUUCCGGCGGUGGAUUCAACCACGCCAUUCUCCUGCAUCUCGAAUCGUCUAUUCAGAUCUAAGAAAAUCGAAAACCUAACGAAGAGUCGUAUGUUCGUGGCUGAACCGGUGACGGCCCGAUCAUGCUCAUUCGUCGGGACACAUGAAUACGUGGCGCCGGAGGUCGCCGGCGGUAGGUCACAUGGAAACGCGGUAGAUUGGUGGGCGUUUGGGAUCUUUAUCUACGAGAUUAUAUAUGGACGAACGCCAUUCUGCGGGAACAGUAAUGAAGAUACGCUGCGUAACAUUGUAAAAAUGCCGCUUAAGUUUCCGACGACGAUGGUGGGUAGCGCGAGUGAGAUGCAGGCGCGUGAUUUGAUAUCGGGUUUGUUGGUAAAGGAACCGGCGGUUCGACUUGGGUCGAGACGUGGGGCGGCUGAAGUUAAAACCCACCCGUUUUUUAAAGGGCUUAACUUUGCACUUGUGAGGACUCUUAGGCCGCCGGAUAUUCCUCAAGGAAUUCGGAGACGGAAGAUUCCACCGAUCACCGCAGUUAGGUUUCCGACGAAGAAUGUUAAUAACUGCGCAGUCACGUUCGACUGUUUUUGAUCUUUAGAAUUCAUUUGCC
Messenger RNA from Impatiens glandulifera, 1579 nucleotides. RefSeq names its product protein kinase PINOID-like. The transcript is spliced from 2 exons. Lineage: Eukaryota; Viridiplantae; Streptophyta; Magnoliopsida; Ericales; Balsaminaceae. The record is from RefSeq and is a predicted model, not a curated record. Gene Ontology annotation, molecular function: protein serine/threonine kinase activity; ATP binding. The coding region runs from base 277 to 1560 and encodes 427 amino acids. Gene Ontology annotation, cellular component: plasma membrane; cytoplasm; nucleus. Gene Ontology annotation, biological process: protein phosphorylation.